This is a messenger RNA of Cinclus cinclus, 4253 nucleotides long. It is a transcript of the gene P4HA1, whose product is annotated as prolyl 4-hydroxylase subunit alpha 1. NCBI's taxonomy places the organism in Eukaryota, Metazoa, Chordata, Aves, Passeriformes, Cinclidae. Gene Ontology annotation, cellular component: endoplasmic reticulum. The coding region runs from base 349 to 1866 and encodes 505 amino acids. The record is from RefSeq and is a predicted model, not a curated record. Gene Ontology annotation, molecular function: L-ascorbic acid binding; procollagen-proline 4-dioxygenase activity; protein binding. The transcript has 14 exons. Gene Ontology annotation, biological process: peptidyl-proline hydroxylation to 4-hydroxy-L-proline.
GGCAUCUUUCUGACUGAAAGAAGGAAACUUCCCCCCCCCCCCCCAUUGAGUGGAUGAACUUAGUACUGACUAUUUUAAAUCUGUGCUGUGGCCUUUUUUUCAGGGUUUGAUUUUUUUUUCCAGUUUUUUUGCAAAGCAGGUCUAUCUGCAGCAUGACUUGGAUACCAAAAAAAGAAGAGUGCUGGUGAACACCUUGUCCCUGAGCUGUUCUUUCCUCUCUUAGCACACGAGGAAGGUAUAGAAGUCAGCAGGAGGGACUCAGUCUGAGAGCUGCUCAAGCUGGCAGGGUUCUGCAGCCCCAAGAGACUGAGCUGCCUCUUCUGAAGGUGCAUUCAACUCUCUGGUCAUAUGACAGACUUAAUUAAUACAGAAAAAGAUCUGGUUGUGUCACUCAAAGAUUACAUCAAGGCAGAGGAAAGCAAGCUGGAGCAGAUCAAAAAAUGGGCAGAGAAGCUGGAUCAGCUGACAGAUACUGCCACCAAAGACCCAGAGGGGUUUUUGGGCCAUCCUGUGAAUGCAUUCAAGUUGAUGAAACGACUCAACACGGAGUGGGGUGAGCUGGAGAGCCUGGUCCUCAAGGACAUGUCAGAUGGCUUUAUCUCCAACAUGACAAUCCAGAGGCAGUUCUUCCCCAAUGAUGAGGAUCAGACUGGUGCAGCCAAGGCCCUCCUGAGGCUCCAGGACACCUACAACCUGGACACAGACACACUCUCAAGAGGAAACCUGCCAGGUGUGAAGCACAAAUCCUUUCUAACAGCUGAAGAUUGCUUUGAGCUGGGGAAGAUUGCCUACACAGAGGCUGACUACUACCACACAGAGCUGUGGAUGGAGCAAGCCCUGAAGCAGCUGGAUGAGGGAGAAGUGUCCUCUGCAGACAAAGUUUACAUCCUGGACUACUUGAGCUAUGCAGUCUAUCAGCAGGGGGACCUGGGCAAGGCCAUGGCACUCACCAGGCGCCUCCUGGAGCUGGAUCCUGAACAUCAAAGAGCAAAUGGGAACAUGAAAUACUUUGAAUACAUCAUGGCUAAAGAAAAAGAAGCGAACAAGUCCAGCACAGAUUCAGAAGAGCAGCAGGAGAAGGAAACUGAGGUUAAGAAAAAGGAUUACUUGCCUGAGAGAAGGAAGUACGAAAUGCUGUGCCGUGGAGAGGGGCUCAAAAUGACUCCCCGGAGACAAAAGAGGCUCUUCUGCCGCUACUACGACGGGAACAGGAAUCCCAGAUACAUCCUGGGCCCUGUCAAGCAGGAGGAUGAGUGGGACAAGCCUCGGAUCGUUCGCUUCCUGGACAUCAUCUCCGAUGAGGAGAUUGAGACCGUGAAGGAGCUGGCAAAGCCCAGGCUGAGCCGUGCUACUGUUCAUGACCCUGAGACUGGGAAACUGACCACAGCACAUUACAGAGUCUCUAAGAGCGCGUGGCUCUCGGGGUACGAGAGCCCGGUGGUGUCCCGCAUCAACACCAGGAUCCAGGACCUGACAGGGCUGGAUGUCUCCACAGCAGAGGAGCUGCAGGUAGCCAACUACGGCGUAGGAGGCCAGUAUGAGCCUCAUUUUGAUUUUGGAAGGAAAGAUGAGCCAGAUGCUUUUAAGGAAUUGGGAACGGGCAACAGAAUUGCUACUUGGUUGUUUUAUAUGAGUGAUGUGUCAGCAGGGGGAGCCACGGUCUUCCCUGAAGUGGGAGCCAGCGUUUGGCCAAGAAAGGGAACAGCUGUGUUCUGGUACAAUCUCUUCCCGAGUGGAGAAGGCGAUUACAGCACGCGGCACGCGGCCUGCCCGGUGCUAGUGGGAAAUAAAUGGGUCUCCAAUAAGUGGCUCCACGAGCGGGGGCAGGAGUUCCGCCGGCCGUGCGCGUUGUCGGAGCUGGAAUGACGCAGCCUGAGCUCCUGGGUGUGGGGGGAAUGCACACACACCUCCCAGUUUACAACUGACUAACAAACACUCCACUACAGCUGUGGACAGGACAAACGUGCUUUUAGUUCCUCCAAACCCCCCCCCUCAAGGUUUAUCAACAGAAAAUAACUGAGGUUGACAAGUGUUACUGGAAAAAAAAAAAAAAGGACAAAAUACAGAUGAGGGCCACAACUUACAGUGGUGUUGUGUGUGGUGUUCCUGUCACCAUCAUCCCUCUGAGCAGUGUGGGCAGCCAGGGGUUGUCUGGAGUCUUCCUCACACCUGCCAGGCUUAGGGCAGGAUCACUGCCUUGCCCUAAGGGGGGCUCCCUUCUAAGGAAUGCUGAAUUAAACCCAUUCCUAUUCCUCAAUUCCCAGACACUCGACUCUGCUUUCCUAGAGUGCCUGACAAUUGCAGACAUGCUUUGCUUUAUUUCCCUCUGGAAAACAGGUUAUUAGCAUGUUUUAGCCUGGUUUUCCACUUCUACAAAAGCUCUACUUUUCAAACCUGUCUUCCUUCUCUGUGUGGAGAGUUUGGCUCUUAAUCUUGACCACGAGCCAGCAGUUCCACAGGCAGAGUCAGGAUGCUUCCAGAGUGUCAGAGCAGCCUGGGAACACCCACAGCCCAUCUUCCCUCCUCUUCUGCAGUGUUUGUCCACAUGAAAAAAUGCUGCUUUUGUUCUGUCCUGCCAGCCAGCUCUUCCCUCUGCUCCUUGGGCAGUGGGGUUGGGAAUGUUCCCACCUUCAUUAAUCAAAAUUGUUGUGCCUUAGGACACUGGAAUUUCAAAUUGGUUCUGAGACUUCAGGUGCUGAGGUAACACAGAGUCCUCACAGAAUGCUCCCCCCUUCUGCAAGUUUCUGGAGAAACUCCCAGCCUAUUUAUAGUCCUGAAGCUUUUCUAGAUGCAGGCUUGCUUUCCUGAGCCCUUCCACAGCAGGAUUUUUAGCAGAAUAUCCAAAUACCUCACUAGCACGAGGACAAAAAUAAAAGGAAGCUGCACCUGCCUCUACCUAAACAAUCCAAUUUUCUGGAUGAUGAUUUUACUGAUUUAGGGGUCAAGCCUGAAGUCUUUACCAAGGGAAGAAUUCCAAUUUUGGUUAAUUGGAUUUUCUGCCUCAAUAGAAUCUUGACAAUUGAGCCAAAACUUACAGAACCUAUUGUUAACAUGUGCUAGAAAUACCUCUGGAUUACUGGGAAUGCAGUUUAAGGUACUAGAGUUGGAGGAACUGCAUACUUUCAGAAGACACUUGACAAGGUCUUUGCUGGAAACUAAUUGUUAAAUUUCUACUGAGCCUGGUAGCAGUGGGCCCCAUAGAAUUGCCCCUCCUUAACCCUAUGCCUUCCUGAAUUUUGCCUGGCUUUUGGCAGCUGGAAAACAAGGUCCAUCCAUAGUUUGAGGACACAAAGUCUGCACAGUCCCACCUCACAUCUGUACUGCUCCUUUGCCAAGAGCUGAUCUAAAUAAAUUCACCCCAGAACUGUGUUAGCAGAGCUGAUGUUUGAGCACUUAAUUUUAAUAAUUUAAAAAUCACCCAACCCAUAAGACUCAUGCCUGAUUUUACUCACUUUUUCAUCCAUCUCUCUUCCUAUCCAUGGUUCUCUCUCCUCUCUUGGUUUGUUAAGCUCCAAAAAGGUAACCAUGGCUGCAGGUCCCUCCCACUACUUCCCUGCAAGUGAAAGGGUACAAUGAAUAGUGUGGUGUUGGGAACCCUGCCUUUGAGGCUUCCAUAAAUGCUUUUAGGGAACCCAGUCCUACCUCGUAAAGGAGGACAAAACAAAAUCCCUGUAUUGUCAUCAGGAACAGGUGUGGAAAACACCUGCAUUUGCUCUUACUCUACUAUCUCUGUUCAAAAAAAAACCAGAGUUGGGGAAUUUUGCUCAGCAGUUCCCUCCCUCAGCUCAAUACCAGUGAGUGCUUGCAGUGUCAAACAGCAUCAGUGUCAGACAUUGCUUGAGGAGUACAAAUGCUCUGGUGCACAACUUUUUAAAGCAGUGAACCACUCACAGAUAAGUAUUCAGGAAAGAAUUUUCUACUUUUGAAAGCAGAAAAUUUUACUAGGUUAAAGGAACAAAAGAAAUCUCUCAAAAUUAAAUAGUGAGUCUGCUGAGGCACAUCAGGAAUAUUCCAGAUUAUGACAACAGGGUUGGCUUCAAUUUUUAAACUGCAGACAAUCCCUGUUUCCUCCACUGCAGUGGUGUCCAUCCAAUGCUGACUACAUAAGGGAUUACACUGGUGCUGCUCCUCCAGCCUUACCCCAUCAUUUCUCAGAGGGCAUUUGGAUCCCCAGUGUGGCUCCUGUGUGAAUUUAGUUUUGUAUUAAACAUGAUUGAAAACUGUCUGGGCUCACAGUGACUGACAACUGAGAA